Messenger RNA from Fraxinus pennsylvanica, 426 nucleotides. Lineage: Eukaryota; Viridiplantae; Streptophyta; Magnoliopsida; Lamiales; Oleaceae. The record is from the annotation of a GenBank genome assembly.
AUGGCCUAUCACCCAAUACUGAGAACAGAGUCCUUGCCUUUGUCCCAAAUUGAAAACCUGUUUCAAGCCUCAACAUACCUCGAAGCUCCAUGUCAUGAGGUCAUUUUGGAAAUUACAGUCAAGGAUGGACAGCCUCCACUAUGCAUAAUCUCUGAUGUUUAUAUGGGGGGAGGUGCCUAUGGCACUGCUGCUUAUGUGUCUUUAUGGCAGCAUCUCUCACACAGGUCAACCAAGGAAGACGAGUUUAGCCCUGAUUUGUGCCGAUUCCAUAUUUCCCAACUUCAUCAAUUUCUGAGAGCAGCAGAUGGUACUGAUCCAUGGUCCAGGUUCUUUCAGCCUCAGAUCUCACUUUCUUUAGGCUCUUUUGGAUGGUUGUGCAAUUCAGUUGAAGAUAUUGAACCUUUAGGCUCAGAUAUACUUAGAUAA